Molecule: messenger RNA, 4840 nt
Organism: Hippoglossus stenolepis (Pacific halibut)
Lineage: Eukaryota; Metazoa; Chordata; Actinopteri; Pleuronectiformes; Pleuronectidae
Gene: retreg1
Product: reticulophagy regulator 1
Exons: 9
Coding region: 65-1402 (445 amino acids)
Biological process (GO): negative regulation of neuron apoptotic process; reticulophagy
Cellular component (GO): endoplasmic reticulum membrane
Source: RefSeq, a predicted model, not a curated record
GCAGCGGGCUUUGCAGCGGGUCUCUGCGGGAGGAGCGGAGCGGAGGAGCGGCCCUGUGCGCUUCAUGAUGCCGCUGAGCCGGGAAGCAGGAGCCGCGGGCGGCGGGCAGCCGGGUCUGCAGAGCCCGGAGCCCCGCGGCGAGGAGCCGGGCCCCGGGCCCGCAGGGUGUCGUCUCUGCGGCCUGGUGAACUGGAGGCAGAGGCCGUGCAGGACCUCAGCGCUGUGUGCUGCAGCCAACACGGGCAUGUGGUUUGUGGCCUUCAGCUCUCUCAGGGCCUACAGCCUCCUGGCCGUCCUGCUGGCCGCGCUGGUUGUCAUGGUGACCGUCAGAGACGUCGCUUGGUCCAGAUACACAGGAGCUCACUCAUGGCGCAGCAUGACUGCAAGCUGGGAGAUCAUUGACUCAGGCCAGGAUGGCCGGUCUGGGACUGGACCUCAUCUCAGCGACUCCAUCAAACUUUUCCUCCAGGAGACAUCGGCUUUCAAACAGCAAAACCCCGGCAAGUUUUGCCUGCUGGUUUGCAGUCUGUGCACCUUUCUCGCUGUCGUGGGACGCUACAUUCCAGGGAUUGUCAUCUUGUACAUUCUCGUGCUGGGCGUCUUCCUGUGGCCUCUGAUUUCAUCUCAUGACAUUGGUUUGUGGCUGGAGCCGGUUCUGCAGAAGCUGGACUUUGGCAUUGGAGAGCUCCUUCAGAAAAUCAAAGAAAACCAUGAGAAGAGAAUGAUGCAGACUCAGACUGAGGAGGGGGUGGAGUCCGACCUGUCCUCCAUGUUCCCUCAGCUCGACUCCACCGUGUGUAAGGACAUGUCCGUAUCGGACACAGAGGUGUCUGAGGUGACGUGGACGGACAACGGCACUUUCAACCUUUCAGAAGGACACACACCACAGACGGAGAACUCAGAGGACCUCGACAGAGAGGAAGCGUUCAUCGGUGGCCUCCAAGAAUUCCCUUCACUCGACAACGGCGCAACGACCAAUGGCGACGACGACGAUGACCUCGGCCUUCCCUUGCCAUUCAAAUCCAAGCAUACACCCCCUCCUCACAAAGACCAAUCCAACGACAAAGCGCUCGAAUUGGUCAACCAGAUGGCGGGAGACUUCAUCGCCGCCGCGGUUACAGCUGCCAUCCAGGAGAGAAUAGAAGCAGCGGUUGGCUUCACGGCAUUGAGCCGCGACACGGAUCGGUCCAGACUCCGGGAGUCCACCAGGCUGCUGGAGUUGGCCGAGGAGUCGGACAGCGAGGUGGAGGACUUUGAGCUGUUGGACCAGUCGGAGCUGGAGCAACUGGAGGGGGAACUGGGGCUGGAAGAGAAGAAGACCCAGGUCAAAGAGGAGGCACAUGCCAAGACGGACGGGUCGGCCUCAACUGGAUUCUUCACCAAACUCCUCAGACGCCACUGAUUGAUGAUAGAGUACGAUCGCAGGGCAGAAGGAGGAGUUCCAGAGGACAUGUGGAAGGGAGAGAAGGGGGCGUUCUGCUCACAGAAAACUGGGGUGUUAUGAGAAAACAAUGUUUCCAUUAAUCUUUUUACUGUAGUGCAAAGAUCAACAUCUGUAAAACAUGAAGGUGGAGGCGACUCUUUUCAGCCCAAUGCUGAGAUCAGACACACAAGGUCAGACACUGUUGCUUGUUUUAUCCUGCGUCGCAUCACAAAGAACAUAACUCACCAUAACUCAAGGUCCAUUAAGCCUUAAAGGUCUCGUGGUAGUGUGAAGAAAAUGGAGAAUAAUAUUCACGAGUUAGUUAAUGAGUGAAUAAUCUCCUGAAUAGUCCGCCAUGUUGCACCGUCGUGUUUCUACAGUCGCUCAGAGCCGACAGCACCGGCUCUCACAUGUCGACGUGACCUCGUCUACAUGUUUGGACGAGCGUAGGGGAAUUUGGUUGGUGGAAAUUUGCUGCUUACUCCACUAGAUGGCACUAAAAACACUACACACCGAACCUUUAAAUUAUUAAAUUGCAUUUAUAAGUAAGUAACGAAGGAAACCAUGCUGUUCCAUCCUUGCGUUAACUUAUGCAAAGUUGAGUCUGCGUGAGAGGGAGGAAACACAAGCGACAAUAAUCCAGUGAAAAUGCGGCUGCAGGUGUCACUUUUUAUUUUCAUUCAGUUUGUUUUUGAACAUUUGUUUCGUUUGCUGUUACACACUCCGACGGUUUCAGCCCGAUUCGUCUUCUGGUCAACAGAAGACUUGUAGAGUCUCACAUGUUGCAUGUUUUGUCCGGUGGGGUCCGGAAACGUUUUAGAGGUCAGUGCAGAUAAGACGUCUUCUGAGCUGAAGCUGGAAACGUGCGAGAAAAGAAAAAGAGGCGGAUGUCUCUGUCCCACUUAACGGACCGCGGAGAGAAAGACGACGAGCUUUGACCUGAGGUUGUUCAGGACAUGAUUCACCUUUUCUGACACAGUGACUAAGAUACUGUGCUGUCUGGUCCCGGCAUCGAAGCUUGCUGAUUGGCCGAGGGCUAAGAACUUGUUGUUCAUCAGUUGCUGUGGUUACGGUCGUCUUUUUACAGCACCUCUGAUCAUAUUUGAUUGUUGAGGUCAACAAGUCAAACUAUAACGUCGUUGUAAGUAAACGAGGGCAUUUGAACGUGUGUAUCGAUGUAUAUUUCAACAGCUUUAACUACCGUGCAGCACCUGCUGAAUUAACAGUGAUAUUAUCAUAGCACCGCAACGUAAAGAACUUUAAAACUCAUCCAGAGGCUGAGAAUCCACGCUUGGAAAUGCUCGUGUGACAAAAACAUUUUUAAAAGCCCCAUGACACUAAGAUCAUUUAUUUCCAUCUUGUUAUAAAACCAACAUCCUGGUAUUUUUACAUCUAAAUCUCCGUCUCUUCUUGCGUCCAAUCAGGAAGCUUUCUGGAAUUGUUUACUUCCUCCUUGUGACAAUACAUUACGACAGUUAGACACAAGGAGCUACGCUGUCCCGUUCAUCGCUUACAUCCGAAGUCGAAGACGGCGAGAAGUCUCCAUGACGAGCUGCCGGUUACUGUCGACUCUGCCACAGGGGGGCGUGACGCACAUGCAGCGCUAUUAGCCAAUCAACAUCCACGACGGUUCCCUCCAUAGCUUCGUGUUGUUAGUAAAUAUGUAGAAUCCAGUGGCGCUCUGACAAACGUGAUAGUUGAUAUUAUAAAAACUUAUUUUGUAAGAUUAAAACUGUGUUACAUGAAUUAAUCAUAAUUUAUACACUUUAAAUGUCCCUUAAAUCUGCUUACAACUCGUUUAUAGUUUGUUAUAAAACUUUUAAUGACGACACACUGCUGAUGAAUGCUGGGUGAAAAUACAGGGUUAGAAUUACGUGUUGCCGUUCAAAUGUAUUGAUAUUAUAUUUAAAUCUGAAAGUAACAAGCUCAAUGAAAAACAGAACAGAAAACAUGCAUUUCCCUAAAUGUUGGGGAAUACACGCUUUACUCAAUAUGUAACGUGAACAGCAUAAUAGUGUAAAAUGUGUUUGAGCUGCUGAGCUGAGAUGAAGAGACUUCUCCUGUCAUGUAUGAUCAUUCAAACUGAUUGGAUUUAGUUUGACAUCACUCAAACUACACAGGAAACAGCUCACAACCACAGACGUGACUUUUCCUCUCUGUUGCUGAAUUGAUUCAUUCGACUACAUUACCCACAAUUCAUCUUUUCAGCAUUACACACUUCUGCUGGUUGGAUUGUCGAGGUUUAAAAGUAGGAACACUUUUAUUUAACGACAACAAAACUCAAAAUACUAUGCAUGCAGAUCUCGUUUUGAGACUUAAACUUAUGAAAACAAAACGUUUAGCUUCCAGUGCUUCCACACGUCAUUGGGCACAGGUUUUGAGAACUGAACAUGACAAAUAGAGCAUAUCUCUGGGGUGAGGGGUGAGGGGUGUUCAGCUGCAACACGACACUUCACCACUAGGUGUCACUGAAUCCUACACACUGAACCUUUAAGUCACCGGUAUUCUAACCAAUCAUGUUCAGUAUACUUUCAGGUCCUGAAUAAAAUCACAGGCCAAACAGUCCCGGUUGCAUUCAGACCCGAUCCCGGGUGCAGUCGACCUUACAACCGAGCCAGGGACAGAAUACAUGUGACGCUCUGGAGGCAUCGUCACGCUCAAUCAGUACAAGUCCUUUUUCACGCACUUUACGCUUCACACCCACCGCCUGCCUUUAAAAACGCGUUUUUCCCCUUUGAGGACGUUCGAAGCAGAGAUGGAACGGGAACCAACCCGAUGUGAUUACACCAAAAGCAACGAGUGCCUGCCAAGUUGUAGCUGCUUCAUGAACCCGUGAAGUUUCCUGCCCCUCGUGUCGUUUACUGUGUGAUUCAAAAUGAGUGUCGAUGCACUGAAAGUUAAAUGUUGAGACGCUGGAUUUUCAUUUGCACCUUAAUGAUUAUUUAACGAUGCACCAGGUUGAGGAGUCGUCACUGAAUGAGGAGGAGGAGGGACUGAACUCCUUUAACAUGCCUUGUACCUGAAGACGUUCUUUUAAUAUUUAACACGUGCAGUUCAACGUAUCCUCUUGAAUUCAUGAUGUAAUGCCGUGUCCUAGCAUAACUAUAAAGACGUGUUCAUCAGUGCCUCUGAGGGCUUCGUAGUGGCUGCAGUUUCCUGUGUCGUAACCGUAUAAGACAAAGACAACGUCAGGAUUCACCAACUCUGCUUAAGAAGCUUUUCUAAGUUUCCGACUAAUAAAAUGGUUCAUUUUUUUGUUCAUUAACCUUCCAGUUGUAUCAAAGUGGCUUCCAGGCACUUGCAGAGAGACACAUUGAGCCCGUUUCAGGAAGUUCUUGGUGGGUCGGAACCAAUAUGCAUUAACAAAAUGUACUUGUGUGUAUUUAAACUCAAGAUCAAUAAAAUGUUGUAAAGCCA